AACCAACUCUCUUCAGAUUCAACUUCAUAUUUUUCUUUCUCAAUUCUUAUUAAUCAUUCAUCAGUAAUCAAUACUUUAAUUCAAUGGGUUCUAUCACUAUUGAUCCAAUUCCUCUUGUUACACCUUACAAGAUGGGAAAAUUCAAUCUCUCUCACAGAGUUGUUAUGGCACCACUCACUAGAACAAGAUCCUACAACAACGUUCCACAACCUCAUGCUAUCCUCUAUUACUCUCAGAGAGCAUCUCAAGGUGGUCUUCUCAUAGCAGAAGCUACUGGUGUAUCUGACACUGCUCAAGGCUAUCCAGAUACACCAGGUGUUUGGACUAAAGAACAAGUGGAGGCAUGGAAACCUAUUGUAGAUGCUGUUCAUGCCAAAGGCAGUGUCUUUUUCUUACAGAUUUGGCAUGUUGGAAGGGUUUCAAAUUCAAUUUAUCAGCCGAAUGGACAAGCCCCCAUAUCUUCUACUGACAAGUCAAUCACAAGCAAUGAUGUACAAAAAUUCACGGCACCGAGACGACUAAGGACAGAUGAAAUUCCUAAUAUUGUCAAUGACUUCAAACUUGCUGCAAGAAAUGCUAUUGAAGCUGGUUUCGAUGGGGUUGAAAUCCAUGGAGCUCAUGGCUAUCUACUGGAUCAAUUCAUGAAAGAUAGUGUGAAUGAUAGAACUGAUGAAUAUGGUGGAUCCCUUGAAAACCGUUGUCGGUUUACAUUAGAAGUUGUUGAAGCUGUUGCAAAUGAGAUAGGAGGAGAAAGAGUUGGAAUAAGAUUAUCACCAUUUGCUGAAUAUGGAGAAAGUGGAGACUCCAAUCCCAAUGCUUUGGGACUUUAUAUGGCUAAUGCCUUGAACAAAUAUGGUAUUCAGUACUGCCACAUGGUGGAACCAAGACUAAUACAUACCUUUGAUCCGGUUGAAACCCCUCACAGUUUGGAGCCAAUGAGAAAGGCUUUCAAUGGAACUUUCAUGGUUGCAGGAGGCUAUAACAGACAAGAUGGGAACAAUGCAAUAGCUGAAAACAGGGCAGAUCUUGUAGUUUAUGGUCGUUGGUUCAUAUCUAAUCCAGAUUUGCCAAAGAGAUUUGCACUUGAUGCUCCUCUCAACAAGUAUAAUAGGGAGACAUUCUACUCUUCAGAUCCAGUUCUUGGUUACACUGACUACCCUUUUCUUGAAUGAUGAAGGAUUCUGUGGAACCUCCAUAUUGAAUAAGUUUUUUUCUUCUAGCAUAUAUAUAUAUAUAUAUAUAUAUAUAUAUAUAUAUAUAUAUAUAUAUAUAUUGGUUUUUGUAGUGAAUUUUAUCAUUUACAUAAGAAUUUAGUUUGUUAUUAAAGUAGUAUUUAUUAUUGAUUUCUGUCAUUCUUCUCUGCUAGGGUAAGAAGAGUGUAAAACAAUACUGUACCUGAAAUUUUAAUGCCAUAUGAAAUUUGUUUUAAUACGAGGAUUAUUUGUGCUUUUUAAUAUUGUGGUGAUCAAAAUUUAUUUCGAAUUAA
This is a messenger RNA of Vicia villosa (hairy vetch), 1486 nucleotides long. RefSeq names its product putative 12-oxophytodienoate reductase 11. Lineage: Eukaryota; Viridiplantae; Streptophyta; Magnoliopsida; Fabales; Fabaceae. The record is from RefSeq and is a predicted model, not a curated record. The transcript has 4 exons. Bases 84 to 1172 code for a protein of 362 amino acids. Gene Ontology annotation, molecular function: oxidoreductase activity; FMN binding.